AACAGCGGCCUUCCAGUGAAAAGACAGAGGCGCGUAAUAAGGAGCACAGUGCACAUGUGUUUAAAGGCAUGUUUUUAGGUGAAUAGUUUAUAGUUUGGAUUUGUUUUCUGUCGAUACCAUUGUUCCCCAAUGGAGGAAGUUGAUGUUGAGCCGGCGGUAACUUAUAUUCCUGGAAUCAGACCUGGAAAUCACAUGGGCUUUGCAUGGGGUCCUGGUGAUAUCCUUGUGUAUGAGACUCUAUACAAAGCAUCAGGAGCUAAAGGAUCAGGUUGUGCUUUCAUUCACAUGGUCAGGAAAGAUGAGGACAUAUAUUCUCCUAUUUUACGCAAACUGUUUAAUGAGUCCCAUCACAUCUUUGUUGGGCUGCAGGCGAUUAAAGAGGAUCUCCCGAGCAAGAGCAAGAAACCACAAUUUGUCAGCAUCAGCAGAAACUAUAGGUCUGUAAUUCGAGCCUGUAUGGAAGAGCUUCAACAGGUUGCAGUUUCAACAAAAGAGACAGAGAUGUGCACACAGUAUGGGAAUCAGGUCUCUAUUCUCUUGGCCAUAGAACUGAUCUGGAAUCUGUGUGAAGUGCUUUUCAUCGAUGCUGCUCCUGCCGGCUCUCUCCUGCUCCACCUUCUGGACUGGGUGAGGUUACACAAAGCGGAUGUGGAUGAGAAAGCCAAGCAUGUGCUGCAAAGUGACAGCCCUGUUGAGCACAAUGACUACUGGGAUGUGGUGGUGAGCUACGUCCUGCAGGGAAGGUUAGAAGAAGCCAGACAGAUGCUGGUGAAACAGGCAUCACUGCAGCCUGCAUCCAGAAACAUGUACAAGCUGAUGGAUAACUUGCUCAGCAAGAUGCCCUUCUACAAUCCUGGUGGCACUCAAACGCUAACAGAGUUUGAUGUGAAGUGGAGGAACUGGCACGAGGAGGUGGACCGUUGUCUGAAGGACAACUCGUUUGCAAGUAACCGGCACCUGGAGCUCAUCUGUAAGAUCAUUCUGGGUGACGAAGACACUUUACUGGAGCACAAGGAGCUGCUCAGCACCUGGUAUCACUUCCUUGUCACGAGACUGCUCUACUGCCACCCCACAGUGAAACCCACCGAGUUGCAUUUCUAUGCACAGUCAUGCAUGACAAUGUUUCUGGACUCGGGCGUGCCAGAACCUUUAGACAACAUCCUCCUAGCUGCCUUUGAGUUUGACAUUCAUCAAGUCAUCAAGGACUGCAGCAUUGCUCUUAACAACUGGUGGUUUGUGGCUCAUUUAACGGACCUGCUGGAUCACUGCAAACUCCUUCAGUCUCAUAAUCUGCACUUUGGAUCCAACUUGAGAGAGUUUCUGCUGUUGGAAUAUGCUGCUGGAUUAUUCACUCACCACAGUCUCUGGCAGUGCGCUGUGGAUUACUUCGAUCACUGUCCUGAAUUUGGACGCGUCUAUCUUGAGCUGCAGAUCGAGCGUGUACCUUUGGACACGGAGCGCAAAGCGCUCAAAGUGCUCCGAAUUUGCGAGGAGAGGCAAAUGUCAGAGCAAGUGCGGAGUAUCUGUAAGAUCAUGGCCAUGCGGGCUUUAAGGAACAACAGACUGGGUUCUGCUCUCUCCUGGAGCAUCAGAGCUAAAGAUGCUGCCUUCGCAACCCUCAUUUCAGAGAGGUUUUUGCAGGAUUAUUGCGCCAAAGGGACCUUCUCCGAUCUGGAUCUGAUUGACAACUUGGGUCCAGCGAUGCUGCUCAGCGACAGGCUCACUUUCCUUGGGAAGUACCGCGAGUUCCACAAACUGUACGGAGAGAAGCGUUUCAGGGAGGCCGCUAAGCUGCUCCUCUCCCUCAUGACAGCGAAGAUUGCUCCCCGAAGCUUCUGGAUGACGCUGCUGACCGAUGCUCUGCCACUGCUGGAGCAGAAGGAGGUGAUCUUCUCCGCAGACCAAACUUAUGAGUUGAUGUUCUGCUUGGAGGAGCUCACCUCCUCUCUGAACGCUGCAGCUCCUGGAACAGACCGACCCAUGCAGGAGGACGACAUCGAGGUGACCAAGGUGGAGCUGCUGAGACUCGCUCUGGCCAGAAAUUUGGCUUCAGCCAUCGUCAAAGAGGGAACAAUAGAAACAUGAGGGGGGUUGAUCAUUAAAAGAAAGUUAUGAGCUUUUUUUUUUUGUACUGUAUAUAAAGCGACGUCAUCA
Molecule: messenger RNA, 2154 nt
Organism: Nematolebias whitei (Rio pearlfish)
Lineage: Eukaryota; Metazoa; Chordata; Actinopteri; Cyprinodontiformes; Rivulidae
Gene: nup85
Product: nucleoporin 85
Exons: 19
Coding region: 130-2085 (651 amino acids)
Biological process (GO): mRNA export from nucleus; positive regulation of DNA-templated transcription; protein import into nucleus
Cellular component (GO): nuclear pore outer ring
Molecular function (GO): structural constituent of nuclear pore
Source: RefSeq, a predicted model, not a curated record